Molecule: messenger RNA, 483 nt
Organism: Amoebophrya sp. A120
Lineage: Eukaryota; Dinophyceae; Syndiniales; Amoebophryaceae
Source: the annotation of a GenBank genome assembly
CAGCUGGGCGGUGAAAGCCAGGAGGCGGCUGCUGGUUACGAUAUUUCUGCCGUUGGUGCUGUCCUGCGCGGUCUUUUUAGACAAGAACGAGGUCUACGACGUGUUGCAGGAAGUGCGAAGCGAGGGCGGAUUAUCCUGGUGAAAAACGUAGUACCCAGACAAGGGGUGUCAUGCAGAUUUGCACAUGUUGAAUGAACACUAUUUGCAAUACCGUACCUCCCUCCUAUGCCCCAUGAGAGGCAUUUCUUUUAGUGUUUUGGUCCCUGUAAAAAUGCAGCAACCUACAGGAUAACUAGCAGAUAGCAUUGUGCAGUGCUGGCUUUUCGUCCUGUUCAUGCUAAUAAUUUGUUCGUCUGCACUUCACACUCAAAGUCAAACCGAAGCUCGUGGGUAAUUGCGUGGUUUUUCCUGAGGAUACGGCUCGAGGAGGCAGUUGGGAGACGUCGAAGGCCGCGAGGAGCUGCAGCGGACAGGUGUACUUGA